This is a messenger RNA of Salpingoeca rosetta, 528 nucleotides long. RefSeq lists its product as uncharacterized. The transcript is spliced from 2 exons. The coding region runs from base 9 to 308 and encodes 99 amino acids. The record is from RefSeq and is a predicted model, not a curated record. NCBI's taxonomy places the organism in Eukaryota, Choanoflagellata, Craspedida, Salpingoecidae.
CGAGGGCAAUGGCUGUGGUUGCGGUUGAGGAGAUCUUUGUGCUGCUGGUGGCGGCUGGCAUCACCGUGUUGCUGUUUGGUGUCAUGCUCUCCAUCCGCCAGAAGGCCCGUGUCAACAGCCUUGAUCCACGCGGCGCCAUCGACCCACAGCUCCGCAAUGCAAUGCCCACUUGGAUGCAGCAAGCGGUGUCCCAGCAUUUGGAGGACUCGAUCCAAACGCGAAUCCUGGCGCGCCGCGUCAUCCGUGACAAAGACCUCUCCUCCGCACGGGAUGACCUGACCACUCUCAAGAACAUGGAACGCUCCUAACCAGACCAAGCAGAAGAAGCAAGUUGACCUCGUGACUGCUGUCAACGCCAACCACGUUCCAAGCAAGCAAGCAAAGAACCCUCACGCUUCAUUAUGGAUUCGUUUAAUGAAUGCCGGCAGAACUAAGCCAGAACACACGACAGCAACAGACACGGCACCAAGAGCAACAACAAGGGGGGGGGGGGUGGUGGUGCAGUUUGCCGCUAGCAACAUGCGCGCG